UCACGUUAACGUCAAGACACGUUCAACAUUCAAAAUCUUUACGUUGUCGUUUUAAAGUAAUUCACAGUAUUUAUAUUAUAUUAUAAAGUGGUCUACUAGUAGCUACUCAUACAACGCGAUUAACUCUACGUACGGAGACUGUUGAUUAUGUUGUCGACAUCGCGAUCGACGAUUGCUUACACGGUUUGUAGGAUCCGCACAUAAAUUUGAUGGCCGCAUCGAAGGCUGCUCGACGUGGACAAAAACCACUGGUGCAGUACUCUACAACGAUCGAUGGAUUAAAUGCUUCGAUCCUGCCCGCCGUUGUACUGUCCACCGUCACCUGGUAUUUGUUACAGUACAUCGUGCAACCAUUGUUCGGUCCCGAUGAGUAUUAUAUAGACGAAGAAUUCCACGUGCCUCAAGCACAACACUAUUGCCGAGGAGAAUUUCAUAAAUGGGAUCCAAAAAUAACUACACUACCUGGACUUUAUUUGUUGUCAAGUAUUGUGUUAGUACCUUUUAUAAAGAUAUAUGACACAAUAUUGUCAUUAUUUGGUGUAUUGGAUAAUGAUGAUCUUCGAGUUAAUGAUCCAUGUUCUUUGGUUGCAUUGCGUGCUGUAAAUGCAGUAGGAGCUCCAGCAUGCUUAUAUUAUGCAUAUUAUCGUUGUCAGCUACUUCUUUUUCCGGAUGAAAAUAAGAAAACAAAGAUUACUAAAUGGACUUGUAUAUUCUUGGCACUGAAUGUAGCGACAUUCCCUGUUAUUUAUGCACCAUAUUCAAUGCUUUACUAUACAGAUGCAUGGGCUACAGCAUCUGUUUUCUUAUGGUACUCCAGUCAUUUGAGUAAUGAAACUCAUUCCUUGGUUAAAAUUAUAUUUGGCGGUUUUUCUGUUCUAUGUCGUCAGACAAACAUUGCAUGGUUAGUAUUUGCAUCCAUUAUAGAUGUGUGUCACUGCGCCGAACAAUGUUUUCCUACAAUAAAAAAUAGUGUUUCUAUAUUUUCAUACAUCCAAACUUCUAUUGCUGAAUUGUACUAUUGCUGUUCAAUUAAAAAAAAGAAUAAAUCCAAGAAGUUAAUAGAAUUUUUUCAGAAAUGUUUACGCCUCACCAGCCCAAGCAUCAUAGUUAUUGUAUCUUUCAUUUCAUUUGUGGUUUUGUUAAAUAAUGGUGACAUAGUUGUUGGUGAUCGACAUGCACAUAUUCCUCGUUUUCACCCAAUGCAAUUGUGCUACUUUGUGAUAUUUGUAUUAGCAUUUUCAUUACCGUGGUUAUUGUCUCAAACUUAUUAUCAAAGAAAGAUUUCUAAUUCUGUUAACAAACAUUUUAAUUUAGUUAAAGCUUUUAAUGAAAUUCACAAUAAUACAUCUAAAAUAUUUGUUCUAAUCUUAUUAAUAAUAAUAUCUGGAUUAGUGUAUUUUAAUACUAUAGCUCACCCAUAUUUGUUGGCUGACAAUAGGCAUUAUACAUUUUAUGUUUGGCGACUGUUGUUUAGUCCUAGUAAACCAGUCUUUUUAAGAUAUUUACCAGUACCAUUUUAUGCAUAUGGUCUAUGGUUAGUGGAUAGAACGUUGAUGCAAUCAUCAAUUGCUUAUAGAUUGGCAUAUUGGAUAGUAACACCCCUUAUUCUUUGUGCUCAGUUUUUGUUGGAGCCUCGUUAUUUUGUAGUACCUUAUCUCAUGUAUAGGUUACAUAGUAAUAUAUAUUUUACACAUUUUUAUACUUUUAAAGCAGCAUUUAUUGAAUUUAUAGCAUACCAAGUUUUUAAUUUUAUUAUUAUGUGGGUAUUUUUGUAUAGUCCUUUCAUUUCAACCAUGGACAAUACGGGUCGAUUGGAUCGCUUUACAUGGUGAUAUUUAUUGUUAAUUAUUACUAAAUUAUAAUUUAAAUUUUUAUUUUGUUUAAAAUUCUACAUUAUGUAAUGUGGGCUGGUUAUAUUUGUUUGACUGUGAUUUUGUUUUUUUAUGAUAAUGAUAGAUAAGCACAAAUAUAAAUAGAAAAUAUAAUUGAAUUGAAUUAUUAAAUUGUACAGUAUUUGUAACUGCAAUCAAAUGUUAGAAAUCUUAUAACUAUGUAAGCAAUAACUCGCCUAUCCGGUACUGAUAAAAAUGUAUAUUUUAAAAUUAACAAGUUGGUAAAACAAAUAUAAAACAUAAUUGAUAUAACUACAUCAUAGAAACGUAUGUUUGAGCAAAAUGUGAUUAUUUUUUUUAAUCAUUAAAAAUUAGAAAUAGAAGUAUUGGCAAAUUAAAUAUCAAUUAUAUUAUA
Messenger RNA from Melanaphis sacchari, 2247 nucleotides. RefSeq names its product putative Dol-P-Glc:Glc(2)Man(9)GlcNAc(2)-PP-Dol alpha-1,2-glucosyltransferase (gene Alg10). Lineage: Eukaryota; Metazoa; Arthropoda; Insecta; Hemiptera; Aphididae. Gene Ontology annotation, cellular component: endoplasmic reticulum. Gene Ontology annotation, biological process: protein N-linked glycosylation; dolichol-linked oligosaccharide biosynthetic process. The record is from RefSeq and is a predicted model, not a curated record. Gene Ontology annotation, molecular function: dolichyl pyrophosphate Glc2Man9GlcNAc2 alpha-1,2-glucosyltransferase activity. The transcript is spliced from 4 exons. Bases 210 to 1832 code for a protein of 540 amino acids.